Orbicella faveolata is the source of this 3301-nucleotide messenger RNA. RefSeq names its product serine--tRNA ligase, cytoplasmic-like. Gene Ontology annotation, biological process: seryl-tRNA aminoacylation. Gene Ontology annotation, molecular function: ATP binding; serine-tRNA ligase activity. The record is from RefSeq and is a predicted model, not a curated record. NCBI's taxonomy places the organism in Eukaryota, Metazoa, Cnidaria, Anthozoa, Scleractinia, Merulinidae.
AACUUUGCCAGAAUAUAGCUCUUGAUGAAUUACUUGUAGUAAAGUACUUUGGGUUUGAUUAGAUUGUUUUACAUGGAUGGCAGCAAAGUAAUUGGUUUGGUGGUCUUUGUGGUGAAACAAGGUUGCUAUUCUGAUUAAAAAGCUACUUAAGAUUAAUGUCUCAUCUGUUGUUCAACUUGUCUAAAAUUUAGACCUUUAUUUGUUAUUUUUUGAUUCAAAAUACAAAAUGCUCAUGUUUUAAUGGCAGAGAACAGACAGAUUUGUAAAUUGUAACAAGCUGUACAAUUGAUAUAAUUAUUUGCUGUAUUUAAACUUCACUCAACUCACUCCGGUUGAGUAUGUUUGCUGGGCUCUUGAUGUUACGGGUGAACUGGACUUAUAGUUGAUACAAUACACUCAAAAGGUAACAACUUUGUUACGGUUUUGAAAAUCAAGGCUACACAUGACUCAAAACUUAAUGACAGCGCUGCUCUCUUUAACCUUAAAAUUACUGAUUAGAUUACAUACGAAGAACAUUUUCGAACAAAAAGGGUACUGGCAACCCAAAAUAAUCAUUUGGUUGAAAAUGCCAGGUUGUCACUUUACAAAUUGAAGAACCUAUAAGGGUCAAUGUGUGAUUCCAGGAAAUAUCCAUACCCCUACCACAGAGGAAAUUGGAAUUUCUGGAGGGGCUGGGUGGGGAGUCAAAGAGCCAGGAAAUUCCAGAGGGGAGGGGGAUUGGACAGUCAAUUUAGUUUCCAGAUGUCCUUCGACUUCCAUUCAAUACAGAUUCAAGGGUCUAUCUAGCUGUUCAAAAAUACUUUCUUACCUACUAAGUACCGUAGAUCUUUCACAUGGAAAAAUAGUAACUUGAAUACUUGUAUUUGAAUCGCAUUAUAUUUGAAAUAAAUGUUCUUUCUUCAAAAAGCACUUUGGAAGCUAACAAGUGUGAAGAAGGUGCUGUUGCAUGGAAAUGGCUGCUAUCACUUGUUACCAGUUUACAUGAAGUCACCUUGUGGACCGAAAAGCACUGGUGACUAGCUUAGUUUGUUUUAGCAUUGGUCUUCAAAGCUGUUGAGUGGCCGUCAAUUUGUUUUAUGAAAAUUAGUUACUUUAUAAAGGUAGAAAUGAUGUUGCAAUGUCACAAACUUGAGAAUUACUUAUUCAAGUUUAUCUCUGUCCAUUUGUACGUAAUUUUGCUGCAAAAUUGGCUUUCGUAGUGAGUUUGUUAGCGAUCAUGUUCACGAUAAAAGUGUGGUGUCCAUUUCAUCCACAUUCAUUUUAUCAGUCCUUCAACCGAAGUUGUUCGACAUUUACAAAGGGACUUAGUCAUGUAGGAAGGUAAUUUGACAAGUUACCAUUCUGUCUAUUUUUUUAAAGCAUGUUUAAAUAAAUUGCGGUAUGUUUUCUUUGUGUAUAUCUUCAGAUAUUAAAAUAGAUUGAGAAUAAACGGCAGUGACGUGCAAUGCAGACAGCCAAGUGUUUGGAGUGUAUAUGUUACCUUUAAACACACUUUCUUGCCAGAACUAUUUUUUCUAGAGGGUAUGAGAGGUGUACAUAAUACUUGUGCAAAUUAUGGAGGGGUAGGGGGUUAUUUUUGUGUUCGAAAAAUGGAAAUCUGGGGAGGAGGGGAGCUUAGAUGAAAUUCCCUCCAGGUAUGGAUAUUUUCUGGAACUAUGCAAUAUUAAUGUGGAACAGCAGUUAUUUAAAAUGAAAUGACUGUUGUUGUUGUGACAGGAUGAUAACAGAGUGGAGAGAACUUGGGGUGACAGUACAAUAAGAAAGAAGUACUCUCAUGUUGAUCUGGCAUACAUGGUGGAUGGAGUUGAUACAGAGAGAGGUGCUUCAGUAGCUGGCAGUAGAGGUUAUUUUCUCAAGGGGCCACUUGUUUUCCUGGAGCAGGCCCUCAUUCAGUUGGCAACGCGUAUGUUAUUUAAGAAGGGGUUUGUUCCACUAUAUACACCAUUCUUCAUGAGGAAGGAAGCUAUGCAAGAAGUGGCUCAACUAAGUCAAUUUGAUGAAGAGCUGUACAAGGUUAUUGGAAAAGGUUCUGAUGAGGCAGGCUAUGAAGAAAGAUACCUGAUUGCAACUAGUGAACAACCGAUUGCAGCAUUUCAUCGCGGGGAAUGGAUGGCUGCUAACGAACUUCCCAAGAAAUAUUCUGGCUUCUCAUCAUGUUUCAGGCAGGAAGCAGGCGCUCAUGGAAGGGACACACGUGGUAUCUUCAGGGUACAUCAGUUUGAAAAGGUAGAACAGUUUGUUAUCUGUUCCCCUCAUGAUGGCAUUUCCUGGCGGAUUUUCCAUGAGAUGAUUGGCAAUGCUGAGGAAUUUAAUCAGGCCUUGGGAAUUCCGUACAGAAUAGUCAAUAUAGUUUCUGGUGAGCUGAACAAUGCAGCGGCCAUGAAGUAUGAUCUGGAGGCUUGGUUUCCAGGAAGUGGAGCUUUCCGUGAACUAGUUUCCUGUUCAAACUGCACAGAUUACCAAGCAAGAAGAUUGCAAGUUCGUUUUGGACAGACCAAGAAAAUGGGGGCUCAGACCGAAUAUGUUCACAUGUUGAACGCCACAAUGUGCGCUGUAUCGAGAACCAUUUGUGCGCUGUUGGAGAAUUACCAAACAGAGGAAGGAAUUGCUCUUCCUCCUGUCCUAAAGCCACUGCUUCCCGAGGGUUUGGGUUUUAUUAAAUUCGUUAAACCUGCUCCAAUUGACGAGAAACCAGAGGUGAAGAAACAGAAGAAGAAGUCGAAGAACAAAGCUGGCGCCCAGAGUGAAGGUUGUUUAGAAGCCAAAAUGGAAAAUAUGGACGUUUCCAAAGAAUGAACACUAAAUCGUUAGUUAAUCCAAUUGAUUUGAUGCAUCCUGUUACCCGAAUGACAUGUAGCUGGUGGGUUUGUUGGAAGAUAGCAAAGAACGAGGGGUGGUGAGGUAUGUAGAGACAAUAGCUUCCCCUUGCCCCACUUUACUCCUCAUACUAGCGGCUUCAUCUCAAUAAUUGCUCAACUGCCAUCGUCGAUGUCGCAACUUACAUGCUAUAAGUUGCAUCCUGCAGCAGAGUGUGCUCUGCCGUCACGCGCUGCGUUUCUGGUCUGUCCCUGAGGGCAAAGAUAGAAAUCUCUCCCUUGCAGGUGUAGUAAGUUAUUGAGAGUGGGUUUUUUUUUAUGUAAGUUCGGGGAAAAUUGAAGCAAAAGUGCAUGUAUUAUAAUCUGUAACUUUCUUUUGCAAUCUCUCGUUCGUCGCGCAACAACUCACUAGUGUUAGUAAUGAACGUUGUAUAAUCUUCUAAAUGAAGUUUACCAAGUGGAGAAAUAAAAUGUAGAAGCUCUCA